AUGUCCUUCUUUCCUUCAUCACACAAUUCUUCUCAACAACAACCACACCAUCACUCAUUGCAACAGCAGAAUGGCGAUGGCACCGAUUCGGAAUUGAUAAUAACCACCUCUUUCAACAAAGAAGAUGAGAAUCAGCAAUCUUUGGGACAGAAUUUCAUGAGUUCAUCAUCGCCGCCGUCCUUGUUGGAUUCCAAAGAAAAAACGAAUGAUGAUGAUGAAUCUCAUGAGAUUAUGUUACAUGAUGAUGAUGGCUAUCGGGGCGAAGAAGAAGAAUCAGAAGGAUCACAACAUGGCCAUGCUCGAGAACGUAUUAGCAAAUGGAACAUGUUAAAAGAUGUGGCAUGGAAUAUGACCAUAGUUGGAGCAACAUCAUUUAGAGGAGGUGUGGCGAAUGUAAUGAAUAGAGUUUGCAGUAAAAAAACGAAUUGGUUGAGUAUUGAAGAAUUUAUGGAAGUCUAUAGUAUGUCACAUUUAGUGCCAGGAGCUAAACCAUCACAAAUUGCUAUGGGUGUUGCAAUACCAAAAUAUGGAAUGAUUGGAGGAAUGUUGUCUUAUUUAUUCUUCUCGAUACCUGGAUUUAUUUUGUGUCUUGCCAUGGGACUGUUUAUGUAUGAUUACGACAGCAAGACAGCUCCUCUGUGGUUCGUUCAUGCACAAAAAGGUUUAGCUUGCAGCGGUAUUGCAUUUGCUCUUCAGUCCGUAGCAAGAUUUUCUUCUCUACUCGAAAGUCCAGACAAGAAAAAAGGAAAGAAGAACAAUGAUGCCAAAGGAGAAUCAAACGAAUUGUUUCCGUAUAUAAUUUUGACAAUAGUUGCCAUCAUUUCAAUGUUGUACCGAAGAAAUUGGCUUCUACCUGUUUUAUUAGCUAUAGGAUCUGUUCUUUCAAUAAUUUAUUCCGAAAUUAAGGAUAGACUUUCAAACAGAAUUUCACAUUUUGCACUCUAUGAAAUGUUAAAUGUGAAAGAAAAACAGUUUAACAAGUUAUCAUGGCGAAAUCAAUUAGAAUUUAUUUUACUGCUUUCCAAAACGUUUAUUCCCAAGUAUUCAAGAGAAAUGAAACAAAAACGAGCAGAGCUUGAAGAUGAACAUAUUGAGGGUGUGAAUUCAAGCAUCACUCCACAGCAAGACACUAGUGAUGAUGGAAAACAUCCUUUCAAACAUUUCGCGUCGUACAAAGUUGGCAUUUCUCUGGUUGUGCUCUAUUUUGUGAUGUUGGCAGUAUUUAUGACAAGCUCAUUCAUUGUAGAGAGUAUUCCAACAGGAUCUACCAUGAGCGCAACUACAACAAGCUUAGUACCACCGACAGUUUCACAUGUUCUCUAUCAAAAUGGCUCCUCUGAUGCUACACCAACCAAUCAAGUGAGAAAGAUCAAUGUAUGGACCGAAUGGAUCAUCAUGACCUCAUUCUUUUAUCGUUGUGGCUCCUUAAUUUACAGUGGAGGUGUUGUGAACGUGGUCAUCAUCAGAGAUGAAAUGAUCGAACGAGAAUGGGUGACCGACGAACAGUUUAUCAACGGUUACAGCUUAACCAACGCUGCUCCAGGUCCACGUUUUAGUUUAGGAUUUUACUUUGGUGCCAUAAUUGCAGGUAAUUUUCUGAAUGCUGCUGUUGGAAAUAAUUCCACACAAAUUCCUUCCAAUAAUUCUACUGCAGUAGACUCCAUGAUUUUGAAACAACAGCAGUCGUUAUUAUCAAAGAACUUGGAUCAAAAAGAUACCAUGUCUUUGACUGCAACAACAACAACAACAACCACUGAAUAUUCUACCUUUACACGAUAUUUCUUACCAAUAUUCUACGGUAUGCUUGCUGGCAUUGCCUUUCAUUUACCUGGAUUUAUUUUACUAUUAGGAGUUGUUCCAUUAUGGGGAGCACUGAGGAGCAAACCUAUUGUACAAAAAGCAAUGGUUGGAAUUAAUGCUGUUUGUGUGGGUUAUCUCAUUAACAAUAUUGUGAUUUUGUGGAUCUCUGUGGUGGGUACCAGUGUUCCAUUGGGGGCCGUAUCUUUUUUGACCUUUUCUCUUCUAAAUUGGCUUGAUUGUUAUCCUCCAAUUGUAGUAUUUAUUGGAGCGGGAGCCGCGGCAGUGCUUGGAGUGGUUAUUCCUCUUUAA
This is a messenger RNA of Naegleria lovaniensis, 2109 nucleotides long. RefSeq lists its product as uncharacterized. Bases 1 to 2109 code for a protein of 702 amino acids. Lineage: Eukaryota; Heterolobosea; Eutetramitea; Acrasida; Naegleriidae. The record is from RefSeq and is a predicted model, not a curated record. The transcript is spliced from 3 exons. Gene Ontology annotation, molecular function: chromate transmembrane transporter activity. Gene Ontology annotation, biological process: chromate transport.